CAGCCACCUCCUAUCCCACAUCAUAACUACACUCAUUCUUUCUCCUCCCACUUGAACGGGAGAGUAAAGGUACGGCCGUCGGAUGCUCGGGGGGCACAGGGAAGCAUCGGAUAUCCCGUGUGAUCAUUCAUUUUGAUGGGUUUUCAUGAUUCGCUAGUACGGCUACCGUUCCCGAGCACCACCACGUCUAGUGUGGGCAUCCCUGAAAAAAACACUCGUUUUGUAACAUGCGGUGCUGCACUGCCAGCAGCAGUUCCUCAUGUUUUCAAGGAUACGGAUUUAACAGAAAUAUACUACUAUUAGUCUCACCUGGGAUUUCUGUUUACCCGUCAAAAGCGCAAGUAGCGUAGCUGAGUCCCGCUGUGCAUCAGUUGUAAAGAAAACAUUUUUUUUUUUCACUGUAUCGUUAUUUUAAACAGACGCGACGCUGAUUUUUUUCUCCCUCGACCGCUUCGUAGCCACAAGUGAAGAAAUAACGGGGUAGGGGAUGGCCAAUGUCCAUGAUGAGCGCCAGGUGGUCCGAGAUGGUGGGAUCAGUGGAGCAGGCCAGGACCAGAAUGGUAGUCUCUGGCCAGGUUCGACCCCCAGCCCAAAGGCUCUGGAUGGUUCUUCCCCCAGCGCCGGCACCAUGAGCACCAUCUCCCCCACCGACUUCGACAGCCUGGAGAUCCAGCAGCAGUACAACGACAUCAACAACCGCUGGGACCUGGCCGCCGAGACCGACUGGGACAAUGAGAACAGCUCGGCACGCCUCUUCGAGCGCUCGCGCAUCAAGGCCCUGGCAGACGAGCGUGAGGCCGUGCAGAAGAAGACCUUCACCAAGUGGGUGAACUCUCACCUGGGCCGCGUCACCUGCCGCAUCGGGGACCUGUACACGGACCUGCGCGAUGGACGCAUGCUCAUCCGCCUGCUGGAGGUCCUCUCUGGGGAGCAGCUGCCCAAGCCCACCAAGGGCCGUAUGCGUAUCCACUGCCUGGAGAACGUGGACAAGGCGCUGCAGUUCCUCAAGGAGCAGAAGGUUCACCUGGAGAACAUGGGCUCCCACGACAUCGUCGACGGCAACCACCGCCUCACCCUGGGCCUCAUCUGGACCAUCAUCCUCCGCUUCCAGAUCCAAGACAUCAGCGUGGUGACAGAGGACAACAAGGAGAAGAGGUCUGCCAAAGACGCCCUGCUGCUGUGGUGCCAGAUGAAGACGGCUGGAUACCCUAAUGUCAACGUCCACAACUUCACCACGAGCUGGAGGGACGGCCUGGCGUUCAGUGCCAUCGUGCACAAACACAGAUCUGACCUGAUUGAGUUCGACACCCUGAAGAGGUCGAAUGCCCACCACAACCUCCAGAACGCUUUUAAUGUGGCGGAGAAGGAGCUGGGCCUCACCAAGCUGCUGGACCCAGAAGAUGUGAAUGUGGACCAGCCAGAUGAGAAGUCCAUCAUAACAUAUGUGGCUACCUACUAUCACUACUUCUCCAAGAUGAAGGCUCUGGCCGUGGAGGGAAAGAGGAUCGGCAAGGUGCUGGACUACGCCAUCGAGGCAGACCAGCUGAUCGACAAGUACGAGAGCCUGGCGUCGGAGCUGCUGCAGUGGAUCCAGCAGACCAUCCACACGCUCAACGACCGGCAGCUGGCCAACUCCCUCAACGGGGUGCAGAACCAGCUGCAGGCCUUCAACUCCUACCGCACCGUGGAGAAACCGCCCAAGUUCACAGAGAAGGGAAACCUGGAGGUUCUGCUCUUCACCAUCCAGAGCAAGAUGAGAGCCAACAACCAGAAGGUGUACAUGCCCCGCGAGGGGAAGCUCAUCUCUGACAUCAACAAGGCGUGGGAGCGUCUGGAGAAGGCGGAGCAUGAGCGUGAGCUGGCGCUGAGGAACGAGCUAAUUCGCCAGGAGAAGCUGGAGAUGCUGGCGGCUCGUUUUGACCGCAAGGCCGCCAUGAGAGAGACCUGGCUCAGCGAGAACCAGAGGCUGGUGUCCCAGGACAACUUUGGCACGGACCUAGGCGCAGUGGAGGCGGCCACACGGAAGCACGAGGCCAUCGAGACGGACAUCGGGGCGUAUGGGGAGCGCGUGGCGGCGGUGGAGGCGGUGGCCCGGGAGCUGGAGGCGGAGAGCUACCACGACGUGCGGCGCGUGGCGGCCCGGCGCGACAACGUGCUGCGGCUCUGGGAGUACCUGAAGGAGCUGCUGGCGGCGCGCCGCGAGCGCCUCCACGCCCACCGGGACCUGCAGCGCCUCCUGCAGGAGAUGCGCUACAUCAUGGACUGGAUGGGAGACAUGAAGGGACGGCUGCAGUCCCAGGACAGCGGGAAGCAUCUGCAUGACGUGCUGGACCUGCUCCAGACCCACACCCUGGUGGAGGCCGACAUCUCCGCCCAGGCCGAGAGGAUCAAAGGAGUGCAGGCGGCCGCCCAGCGCUUCACCUCCCAGGACCAGCCCUACAAGCCGUGUGAGCCGGCGCUGGUGGUGGAGCGGGUGGACCUGCUGGGCCGGGCCUACGGGGAGCUGGGCCAGCUGGCGGUGGAGCGCCGCGACCGCCUGGAGGACUCGCGGCGCCUCUGGCAGUUCCUGUGGGAGCUGGGCGAGGAGGGCGCCUGGAUCCGGGAGCAGGAGCAGAUCCUGGCGGCGGCGGACUGCGGCCGUGACCUGACGUCGGCGCUGCACCUGCUCAGCAAGCACGAGGCCUUCCGGGACGAGAUGGCGGCGCGCUACGGGCCCCUGGGGACCAGCAUCGCGGCCGGAGAGGCCCUGGUGCAGGAGGGCCACGUGGGGGCCCCGGAGGUCACGGAGAGGAUCAGGGACAUCAGGGAGCAGUGGGCGCACCUGGAGGAGACCUCCCUGCUGAGGGAGCAGAGCCUGAAGGAGGCGGUGGCGCUGCAGCAGUUCCAGACGGACGCCAGCGACAUGGAGGCGUGGCUGGGGGACACCCUGCGGCAGGUGUCCAGCCAGGAGGUGGGCCACGACGAGUUCUCCACCCAGACGCUGGCCCGCAAGCAGCGCGAGGUGGAGGAGGAGAUCCAGAGCCACCGGCCCGUCAUCGACUCCCUCCAGGAGCAGGUGCUGGCGCUGCCCGAGGCCUACGCCCACGACCCCCAGGUGGACGGCCGCGUGCCCAGCAUCGAGCGGCGCUUCGCGGAGCUGGAGUCGCUGUCGGCGGCGCGGCGGCAGGCCCUGGAGGGGGCGCUGGCGCUCUACCGCAUGUUCAGCGAGUCGGGAGCCUGCCUGCAGUGGGUGGAGGAGAAGGAGCAGUGGCUCCACAGCAUGGCCAUCCCCACCAAGCUGGAGGACCUGGAGGUGGUGCAGCAGAGGUUUGAGACGCUGGAGCCAGAGAUGAACAACCUGGGUCUGCGGGUGACCGACGUGAACCAGGUGAACCAGCAGCUGCUGGGCUCAGAGAACCGGGACAAGGAGCAGAUCAACAGGACCCAAGAACAGCUCAACGACAGGUGGAAGGAGUUCCAGCAGCUGGCGGACCAGAAGAAGCUGGCGCUGGAGUCGGCCCUCAACAUCCAGAACUACCACCUGGAGUGCAACGAGAUCCAGAGCUGGAUGAAGGAGAAGACCAAGGUGAUCGAGUCCACCCAGAGCCUGGGCAACGACCUGGCCGGGGUGAUGGCCCUGCAACGCAAGCUCACCGGCAUGGAGCGAGACCUGGAGGCCAUUCAGGGCAAGCUGAACGACCUGCGGACGGAGGCGGAGAAGCUGGCGGAGGAGCACCCGGACCAGGCGGAGGAGAUCCAGGCGCGCCUGGCGGGCAUCCAGGAGGUGUGGGAGGAGCUGAACGCCACCAUGAAGCUGCGCGAGGAGUCCCUGGGCGAGGCCAGCAAGCUGCAGGGCUUCCUGCGCGACCUGGACGACUUCCAGUCCUGGCUGUCGCGCACGCAGACGGCGGUGGCCUCGGAGGACAUCCCCACCUCGCUGGUCGAGUCGGAGAGCCUGCUGGCGCAGCACGAGAGCAUCAAGAACGAGGUGGACAACUACAAGGAGGACUACGAGAAGAUGCGCGACGUGGGCGAGGAGGUGACCCGCGGACAGACGGACGCCCAGUACAUGUUCCUGGCCCAGAGGCUGCAGGCGCUGGACACGGGCUGGCACGAGCUGAGACGCAUGUGGGAGAACCGCCAGAGCCUCCUGGCCCAGGCCUUCGACUUCCAGACGUUCCUGAGGGACGCCAAGCAGGCCGAGGCCUUCCUCAACAGCCAGGAGUACGUGCUGUCCCACACGGAGAUGCCCAGCAGCCUGCAGGGGGCGGAGGACGCCAUCAAGAAGCACGAGGACUUCCUGACCACCAUGGAGGCCAGCGAGGAGAAGAUCAGCGGCGUGGUGGAGUCGGGCCACCGCCUCAUCACCGACGGCAACGCCACCGCCGACAAGAUCCAGGAGAAGGCCGACUCCAUCCAGGAGAGACAACAGAAGAACAAGCAGGCGGCCAACGAGCUGCUGGCUAAGCUGAAGGACAACCGAGAACUCCAGCACUUCCUGCAAGACGGACAAGAGCUGAAGCUGUGGAUCAACGAGAAGAUGCUGACGGCCCAGGACAUGUCGUACGACGAGGCCCGCAACCUGCACAGCAAGUGGCAGAAGCACCAGGCCUUCAUGGCCGAGCUGGCCUCCAACAAGGACUGGCUCGACAAGAUCGACAAGGAGGGCCAGGCGCUGGUGGAGGAGAAGCCGGAGCUGCAGCCGGUGGUGCAGCAGACCCUGGUGGACCUGCAGGGUCAGUGGGAGGAGCUGGAGGCCACCACAAAGACCAAGGCCCAGUGCCUGUUUGACGCCAACCGCGCCGAGCUCUUCACCCAAAGCUGCUCGGCGCUGGACGGCUGGCUGAAGAACCUGGAGGGCAAGCUGCAGAGCGACGACUACGGCAAGGACCUGACCAGCGUCAACAUCCUGCUGAAGAAGCACCAGAUGCUGGAGCACCAGAUGGACGUGCGGGAGAAGGAGGUGCAGGCGCUGCAGUCCCAGGCCCAGGCCCUGACCCAGGAGGACGCCGGGCUGGCCGAGGUGGACGGCCAGCAGAGGCAGCUCACCGACAGCUACUCCCAGCUGCAGGCGCCCCUGCAGGCCCGGAGGCAGCAGCUGCUGGCCUCCAAGGAGGCGCACCAGUUCAACCGGGACCUGGAGGACGAGAUCCUGUGGAUGAAGGAGAGGAUGCCCCUGGCCACCUCUACGGACCACGGGAAAGACCUGCCGACCGUGCAGCUGCUGAUCAAGAAGAACCAGACGCUGCAGAAGGAGAUCCAGGGCCACCAGCCGCGCAUCGACGACAUCCAGCGGCGCAGCCAGGCCCAGAGCCAGGUGGACGGGGCGCGGCAGGCCGCCCUGGAGGGCCGCCUGGGGGAGAUGAGGGAGCUGUGGGCGCAGCUCAUCGCCGAGACGGACCGGCGCCACGACCGCCUGGCCGAGGCCAACCGCGCCCAGCAGUUCUACGCCGACGCCGCCGAGGCCGAGGCCUGGAUGGGCGAGCAGGAGCUGCACAUGAUGUCGGAGGAGAAGGCCAAGGACGAGCAGAGUGCCCUGGUGAUGGUGAAGAAGCACCAGACCCUGGAGCAGGCCCUGGAGGACUACGCCCAGACCAUCCACCAGCUGGCCAACAGCAGCCGCCUCAUGGUCACCAGCGAGCACCCCGAGAGCGAGCGGAUCACGCUACGGCAGGCCCAGGUGGACAAGCUGUACGCGGGCCUGAAGGACCUGGCGGAGGAGCGGCAGGGCCGCCUGCGGGACCGGCUGCGGCUCACCCAGCUGAAGAGGGAGGUGGACGACCUGGAGCAGUGGGUGGCCGAGAGGGAGGUGGUGGCCGGCUCCCACGAGCUGGGCCAGGACUACGAGCACGUCACCAUGCUGCGGGACAAGUUCCGGGAGUUUGCCCGGGACACCAGCACCAUCGGCCAGGAGCGCGUGGACAGCGUCAACGGCCAGGCGGACGAGCUGAUCGAGUCGGGCCACCCGGAGAACGCCAGCGUGGCCGAGUGGAAGGACGGCAUGAACGAGGCCUGGGCCGACCUGCUGGAGCUCAUCGACACGCGCACCCAGAUGCUGGCCGCCUCCUACGAGCUGCACCGCUUCCACCAGGACGCCGGCGAGGUGCUGGGCCGCAUGCAGGAGAAGAGGCAGGCGCUGCCCGCCGAGCUGGGCCGCGACCUCAACACGGUGCAGCACCUGCACCGCCAGCACACGGCGCUGGAGAACGACAUCCAGGCGCUCAGCGGACAGGUGAACCAGGUGCAGGACGACGCGGCGCGGCUCCAGAAGGCGUACGCCGGGGAGAAGGCGGAGGACAUCCAGAAGAGCGAGCACGCCGUCACGGCUGCCUGGGAGGGGCUGCAGGAGGCGGGCCAGGCGCGCCGGCACCUCCUGCUGGACACGGUGGAGAAGUUCAGGUUCUUCAACAUGGUGCGCGACCUCAUGCUCUGGAUGGACGGGGUGCACCUGCAGAUGGACGCCCACGACAGCCCCAGAGACGUGUCGUCGGCAGGGCUGGUCAUCCUCAACCACCAGGACAUCAAGUCAGAGAUUGAGACCCGGGCGGAGAACUUCACCGCCUGCAACGAGAUGGGCCACACCCUCAUCAACAACAACCACUACGCCUCCGACGAGAUCCGAGAAAAGCUGUCUCAGCUGCAGGAGAAGAGGGAGAUGAUCAACAAGAAGUGGCAGGACAAGAUGGACCACCUGCAGAUCGUGCUGGAGGUGCUGCAGUUCGGCCGGGACGCGUGCGUUGCCGAGUCGUGGCUGGCGGGCCAGGAGCCGCUGGUGCGCGCCGCCGAGCUGGGCGCCAACGUGGACGAGGUGGAGAGCCUCAUCAAACGCCACGAGGAGUUUGAGAAGCUGGCCGCGGGCUGGGAGGACCGCUUCGUCCUGCUGGAGAAACUCACCACGCUGGAGGAGCAGGACCGCCAGAAGAGGCUGGAGGAGGAGGAGCGAGCGAGGAGGCCGCCCACGCCCGCCCCCACGGAGGAGGCCGCCCAAUCAGAGGCUGAGAGCCAGCUCCACGAAUCAGCAGCCAGGACCAGCCUAGACCAGACCACUCUGAACCAGUCUAUUUCGGUUAACGGAGUACACAGCGACAAUGACACUUCACAGCUCUCGUUAUCGCUCUCGUUAUCAGCUGGAAAGAAAUCAGAGGCUAAGCGUGUGUUUAGACCCAAGCAGACGGAGCGUGGAUCCGAGACGGACUCGAUCAACGGCCCGGGACGGGACAGCGGGCUGGCGUCGUCCCGCCUCGACCCGUCCGCCACGCUGCCCAGCAGGGGGGCCGCCGGGUCGGAGCCGGAGGCCCAGGAGGGCAUCCUCUGUCGCAAGCACGAGAUGGAGACGCACAGCAAGAAGGCCGCCAACAGGUCGUGGCAGAACGUGUACUGUGUGCUGAGGAAGGGGAGCCUGGGCUUCUAUAAGGACAACAAGAGCGCCAGCAACGGCAUCCCCUACCACGGGGAGGUGCCCAUCAGCCUGGGGGAGGCAGUGUGUGAGGUGGCCAACGACUACAAGAAGAGGAAACACGUCUUCAAGCUACGGCUUGGAGACGGAAAGGAGUUCCUGUUCCAGGCUAAGGAUGAGGCGGAGAUGAGUGCCUGGAUCAGCAGCAUCCACAGCACCAUCCCCGCCGUGGGCCCCGGGGACUCUCCCGUGGGGCCCCGGAACAUCAGCCGAGCCAUGACCAUGCCCCCCAUCUCGCCCAGCGCCGGAGGGGGGGACGCCGCCGCCGCCGCCGCCGCCACCGUCACCAUGCGCAACAAAGACGGCAAGGAGAAGGACCGCGAGAAGAGGUUCAGCUUCUUCGGCAAGAAGAAAUAGAAAAUGAUUGGGGAAAGAUUCUGAGAAGAAAUCGAAGAUUCAGAAGAUUGAGGAUGGAGGUGGAAAAAAAAAACAUUGAUGGAUAUACAAUGAUUGUCAACUUUUCAGCCGAGCUUAUUCAAGGGCGGAAAGGAAAGCACCCUCAUCUUACACACACACACACACUCACGCACGCACACUCACACUCACACACACACACACACCGUUCCCCCAGUGCUGUUCCAGAGGAGAAGAUGGAGGACAGUGUUGUGUCUUACAUGGACCCUUCUUUCUUUCUUUGUUGUUCCGUUUCAUCAUUCCUGCUUUUAGCAUUUGAUCCCACAUUCUCCCGCAGCCAACAGACCAGUCAGUUCAUUGGCUAUCCGCAACAUGUUAGCGCCGGUUAUACACAAAAGGUUGUGUCGUGAUUGAGAUGUUAGUUCCAUUUCCGUUUCCAAGGUGAUUCCAAGUCGAAUUCCGCUUCCAGGACCGGACAAUGAUUGUUUUAGUUUCAUCCUGGAUCCUAGUUUUAGUUCCUUCUGAUGCUGUGUCACUAACAUCACAACAUGGAUGGCUGAAGUGCAGACGCGUUCAAGUCUUCUCCCGUUUCUCUCUCUCUCUCCCCUCCAUCUCUCUGAACGGACAUCUUCUGCUCUCUCUCUCUCUCUCUCUCCAUCUCUCUGGAAGGAUAUCUCACUCUCCCCCUCUCUCUCGGGAAGGAAUUCUCGCUGUCACGGGAAGGACAUUACUUUGUUUCUCUUUUGCUUUUGGUGUUGAUGUUAUUAACAUGACCAAAUAUAUUGCUAUUAUUGUUAUUGUUAUUAUUAUUUAUCUUCUGGCAAUGCAGGUUGGAGCAAGAGAAGCUAUUAACUAUGAGAGUAAUGGGUGACCUUGAUUCAUGUUGUGAAAAAUAAUAAUUUGGUUUAACUAGUGGAGAAUGUUGGGCUUGCUUCUGUAUUCUUGUUUUUUUAUUUUUUAGGAAUGACAGUUGAUUGAGGUGCUUUUUUUUUGAGACACAAAAAUAAAGCUCAACACAUUUUAGCCGUGUGCAGUAAGUGAUCGCGAGUUUCAACAUUGGGGAAAUAUUAUAUAUAUUUAAAGUGGUUUCAUUUUAAUUAUUUGGUUCUUUCUUUCGUUUUGCUUGUACUGGAUUAUUUCCUUGGAGUGAUCUCCCGCCUGCUCGGUGUUAUACUUUCUUGUGGAUGUAUAAAGCAGAGGAGAUUAGUUUUCUAGUCGUUGUGUGUGAGACUUGUGGUGGUUUGGAUUUUGCACGUUUGUUAUUCCUGAUCAAGAGAUCUAAUUCGCUGCCCUCCUGCCCUACACGCCAUGCACACAGCAGACCGACACACAGCAGACCGACACACACGCAUCUCGGACGUCUCCAAAAACCGGCUUUUUUGUUUUUUUAUACAUUUUUUCCACAAUUGUAUUACCAUUAUAAUUAUAAUGAUCAUAAUUAUUAUUUAGAAGCUGUUAUUACCAGUGCACCACACAUUGCGUCAGAACCGUUCCCAGUCUAUGAGUUUCUCCAAUUUAUUAUAAUUUAUAAUAGUGAUUAAAGUGGGGGGGGGGGGGGGGCCCGGGGGGCCGAGGGACCCCAGCUGGAAGCCAGCGGCGUGCCCCCCGGCAGGAGGGACCAGGCGACGGCGUGGUGGGGGCCACCGGCCGGACCGUGAGGAGUGUCAUAGUGAAGAACGUUCCUUAAUGCUCCUGGACGGAGGCGGGGGCCAGAGCCUAACCAAAACCCAACGGUUCCUUCACAGCUCCAGGCUGUGAACAUAACAAGAAUGUUUUGAUAACGUACGACUUAAUGUUUGUCGGCAGGCCAUCCCAAAGCCUCAUUUUAUGAAGGAGGUUUUGAAUUUGAUAAGAAAAACCCUUCGGUUUCGCAGACGGGGGUUUCUAAGGAGUCCUAAAUUAUAUUUAGAUGUGCUCUUGCAUUAUGUGGCAUGAAUUUGCGUAGGUUUAUACUUGUACCAAUUGUUCCGUCGUGGUUUUGCCGUUCCCGCUCUCUGUCCCCCUGUCUGUCUGCGGAGAUGAGUGUCUAUGUACCGGUUUCACCCUCGUCCAUUUCAGAACCAACAUGUAGAAGCGGCGGUCGUCCACUGAUCAGGGACUGUAGAGAGAACACUUCUCAAAGCAGGGUUGAAUGGGAAGGAAUACCAUUUAGUCUAACACAGUGGUGGCACAGGCCUGCCCAUGGGAACAUUAGAGAUGCUCGUGAAUGGACAUCUACGGCAUUGUUGGUAAAACCUUCACUUCAAAAUGUGGUUUUUGUACUUGUAAAAUAAAGUAUGUAUAGUGAAUUAAAGUGUACUACUGAAUGAUUGAAAUCCCAGGUCAUCAGUAAGCGAUGACUAUGGGAUUUGAGGGUUCUUUUGAAAUCCAUUUUGAUUAUAGUAUUUCCACUCCCAACCAAGUCAAGCCUGGAUAUAAUACCAGAUCUUGGUUCCACCAAGACAACUCACUUAAUUUAAUUUCCAAUGAAUCCCAACCAAAAUGAUAGACACAACCCGAUAUUUUGUCUCUGAUGAAGUGAACUGCCUUCAGUUGAUCCCUGGAACAAUGUUAAUGCCUUACCUGGCGCUUUCUGUCUCUUGUGAGAGGAAACUCCUGGUUGACUUCUGAAUGCUGGAUGAAGAUAUGUGAUCAAUGUGUUUAUUAUUGGGGGGAAAAGAGCUACUGAGCUGGGGGCAUAUACCAUAACCAGUGAUUAUGGUCUCACACGGAGGCUUCUGAAAUCCAAGUGAAUUUAGUUAAUGUCUAUAAAGUAUUUUCUUAUCGCUUGAUUUGAAUGUUAAUCGUUAUGGUUCCAAAAUUGGUCAGGUAAAGCGAAAAAAGAAGAAAAAAACCCUUGUUAUUCCUGGUAUUUAUACACACUCGCACUGUUUCUCCCAUCUCUUUAAUUUCACAUCACACAUACACCCUGGCAAUCCACUCUCAUCUUAAAAUGUUCUUGGCUAUAACUGGAAUCAGACUAUGAAUGCUGUUAAAAUAACAAUGUAUCACCACCUUUGACCACUCACCUCAUCAAGAAAGCAUUUUGCAAUCGAGGUCAUAGGGAUGGAUGCUAAGAUUAAGUUGUCUCGUUAAAGAGUUCUUGUAACAGUAAUAUACAAGAAAAAAAUGAUUGUUUUACUUGAUAAGUAUUUUAAGUGAGCGAUAAAAAGAUUGGCGCCAAUUUGAGCUUCCUUUUUGAAGAAGACAGGAAACGCUGUCUAGAAAGAGCUUGUAUUUUAUCAUUCAGUGGUCUGUCUUGCAGCAUUCAAUAAGCCUAUACAACCGACCUGCAUUUUCUGAUUUACUUUGACGAAUGUCUGUUCCUUCCUCUGUGAGUAUUUCAGAGUUGUUAAUACCACUACUAUUAUUAAUUACUAUUAUCAUUAUUGCUACUGUUAUUACUACUACUACUGUUACUAAUGCAACGUACUGCAUCUAUAACUGCUGUCCAUUUUCAGGUACGAGUCUGUAACUCCAGACCCUUCCACACGAUGUCAGUGUGCUGUGGAGCAUUUUCAUGACAGAUCGACAAAUGUUUGUUGACUUGUGUAUCUACAUCUAAUAUUAGGAAUAAUAAAAUGGUUUAUUCAAAACAA
Molecule: messenger RNA, 11367 nt
Organism: Gadus morhua (Atlantic cod)
Lineage: Eukaryota; Metazoa; Chordata; Actinopteri; Gadiformes; Gadidae
Gene: sptbn2
Product: spectrin, beta, non-erythrocytic 2
Exons: 41
Coding region: 488-7792 (2434 amino acids)
Cellular component (GO): spectrin
Molecular function (GO): actin binding; phospholipid binding; structural constituent of cytoskeleton
Source: RefSeq, a predicted model, not a curated record